Physella acuta is the source of this 1817-nucleotide messenger RNA. RefSeq names its product dnaJ homolog subfamily B member 13. NCBI's taxonomy places the organism in Eukaryota, Metazoa, Mollusca, Gastropoda, Physidae. The record is from RefSeq and is a predicted model, not a curated record. Gene Ontology annotation, molecular function: protein-folding chaperone binding. Gene Ontology annotation, cellular component: cytosol.
UAUGUCGCCAUUUUGUUGUCAUGUACUCGAAAACUGUCUUGUAAACAAACCAUAUCGUAUCAGCAGUCAUGGGGGUUGAUUAUUACGAUAUUUUGGGGCUAACUCGAAGUGCAACAGAUGCGGAGAUCAAAAAAUUCUACCGCAAAUUAUCCUUAAAAUACCAUCCAGACAAAAAUGAAGGAGAUCAAAAUGCAGCUGACAAAUUCAUGCAAGUUGCUGAAGCAUAUGAUGUACUUUCAGAUCCCAGAAAACGUGCUGUGUAUGAUCAGUUUGGUGAAGAAGGUUUGAAAAAUGGAGUUCCUGCAGGAAGUGGAGAAGCUGGUGCCUGGGUUUUUGGUUAUACAUUCCAUGGGAAUCCUGAGAAGGUUUUUAGAGAUUUUUUUGGCGGUGACAAUCCUUUUCAGGAGUUUCAUGAUAGAAUUGAUGGUGACUUAAGUAUGGGAUUUGGUGGCUUACAUGGACGAGGUGCUAAAAAACAAGACCCACCUAUAGAGAGAGAUUUAUAUCUUAGUCUUGAAGAAGUUUUCCAUGGUUGCACAAAAAAGAUGAAAAUUUCAAGAAGGGUUAUGAAUGAUGAUGGACACACCUCAAGCAUACGAGACAAAAUUUUGACCAUUACAGUAAAGAAAGGCUGGAGGCCAGGCACAAAGAUAACAUUUCCUCAGGAAGGUGACCAGGGUCCAAAUAAUGUACCAGCUGAUAUAGUGUUUAUUGUUAAAGACAAACCUCACCCAAGAUUUCGUCGUGAUGGUGCUAAUCUUAUCCACACAGCCAAAGUACCUUUAGGUAGAGCACUGACUGGCUGUACAGUAGAAAUCCAUACUUUAGAUGAAAGGAUUCUCCACAUACCAAUCAAUGAUAUUGUCAAACCUGGAUACAAGAAGAUUGUUCCUGGAGAGGGCAUGCCACUGGUUGUUGCUCCAUGUGAUAAAGGAGAUCUCAUCAUUGAGUUUGAUAUUGAGUUUCCAACCUCCCUCACACCAGAGAAGAAAGAGCAUGUGCGAAGAGCGCUUCUAUAUUAGAUGGGGUAAACUAAGCAAAACUUGGUGUAGGUGUGAUGUUAAGCAUUGUUUUAGUUCCUAUUAAAUAUAUUUCAGAUAACUGACUAUAACUUUGUUUUUCAUUAUGUAAAAAUUAUACAUUUUGCACACAGCAAAGAGACAAUAUGCUGACAAAUAACGUAAACAUUUACAAUAUGUAAUGUUAUUUAAAACUUUGAAAGAAAUAUGUUCUCUGUUUUUUAUUCCAACAAUCUGUUGCUCCAAAUAUUAAUUUGUUAACCUUAUUGAAAAUGUCAACAUUAGCAAUUUCGUCAUCAAUAUUAUCAAACUUACUUCAUGAUUACAUCCUCGAUAUAAAGUAAAUAAAUUUGAAUAAUGAUAUUGAUAAGUUUGAUUUUGUGAAUGAAGUACACAUUAAGCUUGUUUUUUAAAUGUAAUAUACUAUGGAUUUAAAUAAAACUUUAUAUUGACUUUAAUGUCAUCUUGUUUUUUAGUAGUUGUUGUCAGCAAUCAAUUACUAUUUACACAUUAAAAAUAUAAUUAAUUUUAGUUUUGAACAGCUAAUAGGAUACAUCUGGCUAGUUAAAUAUUUUGUAUUUUCACAAAACAGGUAUGUAUAAAAAUUGUAAGAAACCAAUUUUAGAAAAAAUAAAAAUUGAAACUUUUAUUUUUUAAAAUCUGGCUGUGAGUCUAACAAACCAUAAAUACAACAAUUUUAACUUCAUCAUUCUUCCAUAUCAUUGAUUAUAUACACAAACAAACUCUUGAAAUGGCAAACAGCUCACUCAAAACAUCUUUUAGUCCUCCACUUUCCCC